GUUACAGAGAUAGCUUUUUUCAUAGUAUUUUCAGAAUAAAAAAGUUUUGAAAAGGCAUUUAUAUUCACUUUCUUCCCAAUUGUCAACUGCAAGAGAAGGAGAGAAAGCGUGCGUCCAUGAUCUUCCUCAAACUCCAAUAAUAUUAUUCAAUUCUCACACCAGACGCUAUCUUAUUUCCCCAAAUUUAUCAUUCAUAGAAUUUAAUACUUCCAUGUCGCCGCUUCAGGCAAUUCUUCCCCAUCCUACUUUCUUUCAUUUAAUUCCAGUUGUUUCUUCAAAUCUAUAACUCCUCACUGUUUUUCUUCUUCUCUCAGGAUUUCUUCCCAUUGCUUUUUCUACACAUAAUCAAAGAAAACGUUCCCUUUUCACCAGGGCUCCCUUUCACGCAAUCUUUCAAUAUCAAUGUCAACCAGUAGUUGCAGUGGGUCGCCGGAAUUAGAAGCAUGCCGGGAUGAAAAAACUGCUCUGAUUCUCAAAAUUGUGGCCAUUGCUUCCAUCUUUCUCGCCGGAGCCCUAGGAUCGGCCAUUCCAUUAGUUGGCAAGAACUGGCGACUUCUCAAAACGGAGUCCAGUUUCUUCUUUGCCAUUAAAUCCUUUGCAGCUGGUGUCAUCCUUGCUACAGGAUUCGUCCACAUGCUACCAGAUGCCAUGUCAGCAUUAUCUAACCCUUGUCUCCCUGAAAUCCCUUGGUCAACUUUCCCUUUUGCUGGUUUCAUUGCAAUGAUGGCUGCUUUGACCACACUGCUUGCUGACUUCAUAACCACUCAAUAUUAUGAGAGCAAACACAAGAAUACGCAGAUUAAAACUAGUAAAAUUGAGCCGGAUGACUUGGCUUUUGCAUCCGUGGUGGUUCCGUUGGUGGUGAAAGAUGGCGGUGCUGACGAGGAUGGCGGUGGGAUUCAAAUCGCGAGUGUGGAUGGUCAAUAUGGUCAAAUGCACGACCACUCGGACAGCCACUCACACUCGCAUACUUUUGGUGAUGAUACCGACGGUGUUGCAAGAAAUGUUGUCGUUUCUCAGGUACUGGAACUUGGAAUAGUGUCACAUUCGAUCAUCAUUGGUCUAUCGCUCGGAGUUUCACAAAGCCCAUGUACGAUUAGACCGUUGCUCGGGGCACUAUCUGUUCAUCAGUUCUUUGAAGGGUUUGCAUUGUCUGGUUGCAUCUCAGAAGCAAGAUUCGGGAUGCUUCGAUCCACAGUGAUGGCGUUUUUUUUUGCAAUAACGACACCUUUAAGUGUCGGGAUAGGGAUAGGGAUCUCUUCAUUUUAUAAUCCUAAUAGCCCUAAAGCUCUGAUUAUUGAAGGUAUUUUGGACUCUAUUUCUGCUGGGAUUUUAGUUUAUAUGGCUUUAGUGGAUUUGAUUGCUGCUGAGUUUUUGAGCAAGAGGAUGGGAAGCAAAUUAGGGGAUCAAAUGGUGUCUUUUAUUGCGCUUUUUCUUGGGGCUGGAUUAAUGGCUUCUCUUGCAGCUUGGACUUAAGAGAAGAUAUGCCCUGCCCUUUUGUGUAAUUAUUUAACGUCAUCUCAUCUAUUAAUUAUUGUCCAAU
Messenger RNA from Lactuca virosa, 1543 nucleotides. The record is from the annotation of a GenBank genome assembly. Lineage: Eukaryota; Viridiplantae; Streptophyta; Magnoliopsida; Asterales; Asteraceae.